Molecule: messenger RNA, 459 nt
Organism: Laetiporus sulphureus 93-53
Lineage: Eukaryota; Fungi; Basidiomycota; Agaricomycetes; Polyporales; Laetiporaceae
Exons: 1
Biological process (GO): proteolysis
Molecular function (GO): cysteine-type endopeptidase activity
Source: RefSeq, a predicted model, not a curated record
UGGGCCGUUCUCAUAGGCAUCGACGACUACGAGCACGCAUCUCGACUGAACGGCGCCGUCAAAGAUGCGCUCGACGUCCGAGAUUACCUCCUCGGCUCGCUGCACGUUCCCCAAGAGCACAUCCGCACGCUCACGAAUGGUGACGCCACACGGAAACGCAUCCUCGACACGCUCUACACCUUUCUGCGGGAUAACGACAACAUCGAGCGUGGUGACGCCGUUCUCGUCUAUUUCGCCGGCCACGGGACGACGUAUCCCUCGCCAUCCACGGAGUGCCCCUCGGAGACGGUAGAAGCAAUCCUCCCUCGCGACCGUGGAAGCUCGAGGUUCCCAACAGGAAAGCGCACGCCCGACAUCAGCGACCGGGAGAUCCAGCUGUUCAUGGGGGAGCUGCGGGACGCAAAGAGCGAGAACAUCACCGUGAUCCUCGACUGCUGCUUCUCAGCUGGCAGCAGCAAC